Messenger RNA from Rhizopus microsporus ATCC 52813, 1065 nucleotides. Its product is annotated as HlyIII-domain-containing protein. Gene Ontology annotation, cellular component: membrane. NCBI's taxonomy places the organism in Eukaryota, Fungi, Mucoromycota, Mucoromycetes, Mucorales, Rhizopodaceae. Gene Ontology annotation, molecular function: signaling receptor activity. The transcript is spliced from 5 exons. Bases 1 to 1065 code for a protein of 354 amino acids. The record is from RefSeq and is a predicted model, not a curated record.
AUGGGCUCAGAAUCCGUAACAGCUAUUAGCUCUGCUAUCGAUUCAGGCUCCAGUAACCAAGCCAGAUCCAGGUCACAUUCGAUCUCUACUCAGAUUUUAUCGUCUGUCAAUAAAAAGAUCAAGGAGAUAGAAGAUGCUGAUAGUACUCGAAUUCUCCAAUACAUGGACGAUCAAGUACACGAGACUUGGGACUGUGCGAAAGCUGCAAUGAUCGGCGCCCAGCGUCUCCUACAGUUUCACGAAUUGCCAAAAGAAUGGCAGGAAAAUGAAUAUAUACUGUCAGGGUAUCGGUUCUAUCAAACAACUAAUGCAUGUUUGAAAUCCAUAUUCAUGAUUCACAACGAAACAAUCAAUAUUUGGAGCCACUUGCUAGGAUUUAUAUUCAUGUCUUGUCUUUGUAUCUAUGGAUUUAAUAGCCACUUUUCGGACGCAAGCUUCAGCGAUAGAACCGUGCUAAUUACCUUUUGUGUGGCCGCACUAAAAUGCUUGUUUUGCUCGUCUCUCUAUCAUACCUUUAUCUGUCACUCACAUCGACAGGUCAAACUAUUUACGGCCACAUUAGACUACAUGGGUAUUGCCUUUCUAAUCACCGCAUCCGUACUUGUAUCCGAGUACUAUGGAUACUACUGUCGGCCCAUUAUGCGCAACCGAUACAUGAUGUUCACCUUGGCGAUCGGUAGUCUAGGGAUGUUUGCCCCCUUUUUAAAGCGCUGGGAUACAAAAGAGUAUAGACCACUUCGAAUCGCCGUGUUUGUGUCCAUGGCUGUUUCCAGCAUCAUACCAGUAUUACAUCUCAUUUUCUUGAAUGGAUUCAAAUCAACCUUGAGCUUCUUCAGUUUAGCAUCACUUAGUGUUAUCAUGUAUAUCCUUGGUGUCAUUGUUUAUGCAAAUCGAUUCCCUGAAAGGAUGUACCCUGGUGAAUUCGAUUUUGCUGGAUUCACGAGCCAUGCCAUCUGGCAUAUUUUUGUCUGCCUAGGCAUCUUUUUUCAUUACCUAGCAACUCUAAGGUUUUAUGAAAAUCGUCAUACCUACGGAUGUGGCAUUCUGCCUGGUAGAUACCACUAA